AUCUUGUUUUGAUUUGUUUUAAUAUAGCCUGACAACCCUAAUCCAGCAACGCCGAGUUGAAGCAUGUUUUCAUACUUUUUGCCGGGUAAAAUGUAUUUAAUUAUAUAAUUCAGCGGCCCUUGCAGCAAUGGAUCCCAUCGACACCACCAAGCGGAAGCCCAGACGCACCUACGGCACACCAUCCUACACGUAUCGCAAUCGAUUUGCCUAUGCCCUCUUGGCCGCCGGAACUGUGCUCUUCGGCAUUUGGAGCCUGACUCCCAUCCAGCGCAUUGCCAACGAGAAGCUGUCCCAGGCGGUGGCCCAAACCGAACAGGAGCGCGAUAGGAAAGGACUCUUUGAGUUCGGCGCGCCAAGGACUUCGCAGUUCAUCAAGGACGCCAUCAAGGAGAGCGAGGAGCAGAGAAACAAAUAAUGGAUCGCAAGACGCGGCGGGCCAACUUCAAAAACCUGCAGCCUCGUUCGACGCGAAGCACCAAAGCAGCCGCAGAUACAUUAUCGUUGUCCAACUUCUUCGCCACACCCGAAAGUGCUGAAGAAGUUCCGUCAUGUCUAGCCGACAUUCCUGUUCAGCCCGAUCCUCCUGCCCCCAAAAUCAAACCAAUACGUGCUAG
Messenger RNA from Drosophila simulans, 614 nucleotides. RefSeq lists its product as uncharacterized. The record is from RefSeq and is a predicted model, not a curated record. The coding region runs from base 128 to 415 and encodes 95 amino acids. NCBI's taxonomy places the organism in Eukaryota, Metazoa, Arthropoda, Insecta, Diptera, Drosophilidae. The transcript has 3 exons.